Molecule: messenger RNA, 1575 nt
Organism: Meloidogyne enterolobii
Lineage: Eukaryota; Metazoa; Nematoda; Chromadorea; Rhabditida; Meloidogynidae
Source: the annotation of a GenBank genome assembly
AUGGCCAAAUUAGAAAAAGAAACAACAAAUCCAACAACAUUUAAUAUAGAAACAACUCCAGAAAAAAAUUUGGAACAAAAUUCUUCCCAAGAAUCCUCCUCAAAAGAAUCAACUCCCGCCACUACCCCCCAAGAUUCUGAUAAAUUUUAUGGAAUAAUUAAAAGGAAGUGGUCUAGAAAUAUUGAAAAUAAAUUGGUAGAACAUGUGGGGAAUUCUACUGUACAUCCUUUAGCUCAAAAAGUUGCUAAAAGAGUUGCUAGUCAUGCUAAAGGGUUGAAGUUGUUGGCGGAAAUUGUUACCAAAAUUGACAAGGGCCAGACAUUUCCAGCAAGUUGUGGCUGCGCGCCGUUUUGUGCUGUACCUCCAUUUAGGAACAAGAGAGAAGAGAGAUACUCUACUGUUUCUUCACUUUCAAGCAAUGAAAUAAACGAUGCUGAAUAUGCAACGAUUAAAGUAUUAGCAGCGGACACUCUAGCUUUUAUUACUUCCGGAAUUGAAGCAAUCAUUGAAGAUGAUGUAACUCAACGGUUUGAAGCAGCACAGUUACCAACUUGGAAUUUUUUGUCGAGGAGUAGGGGUGGAUUGAGUGUUCGGUGGUAUUCCUAUUGUAUCUGGGCUAUUGGAGCAUUUAUUCGUUAUGGCUUGCUUUUUCCUUUUCGCUUAUCAAUUUUUAUUUCUGCCAGUUUUCUAAUGGGAACACUUCCAGCACUUGUUGGCUAUAUUCCUAAUGAAAGCCUCCGUUCAUGUUUCUAUCAACUAUCAAUGUUAAUGUGUAUGAGAAUGUGUAUGCGUGCAUUUUCUACAAUUAUUACUUUCCAUGGGGAAGAAAAUAAGCCUAAAAAUGGAAUUUCUGUUGCAAAUCAUACUUCUCCUAUUGAUGUUAUGAUUCUCUCAACCGAUAAUUGUUAUGCAAUGGUGGGACAAAGACAUGAUGGUUUCCUUGGGUUAAUCGAAAAAGCCUUGGAUAGAGGAGCUCAUCAUAUUUGGUUUGAAAGGGCUGAGAGUAAAGAUAGGCAUGCUGUUGCUAAAAAGUUACAAGAACAUGUAAAAGACCCAUCAAAAAUGCCUAUUUUAAUAUUCCCUGAGGGGACAUGUAUUAACAACACUUCUGUUAUGUUAUUCAAAAAAGGGUCUUUUGAAGUGUCUUCUGUGGUUCAUCCUAUAGCUUUGAAAUAUGACAGCCGUCUAGGGGAUCCUUUCUGGAAUAGUCACCGUCAAGGCUAUUUAUCCUAUUUACUUGGUAUGAUGACUUCUUGGGCCCUAAUUUGUGAUGUUUGGUAUUUACCUCCAAUGCAUCGUUUGGAAGGAGAAACAUCCAUAUCCUUCGCUAGAAGAUGUCAAAGAACAAUAGCCCAAAAAGGGGGUUUAGUAGAUUUGGGUUGGGAUGGAAAUUUAAAAAGAACAAAAGUCCCGGAACGUUUGAGAGAUGAACAAAAAGAAUUAUUUUAUCAAUAUUUGGUACAGACAACCCCUAUAUGUGAAUGUGGAAGGGCUAGUAAUGAACAAAUUGAAAGUAUUCAAAGGGGGAUACACCCUGAAGUUUUCAAUAAUAACGAACAAAAAACAAAUAAUUAA